CCGGUGUGCUAAUCAGCCAGCCUGGGGUAAUGCAAGACUGAUCUCGAGUCAUAUCCCCCAAAACCAGCCCCAGCAAACCGCCAAGUCAUCGAUAUGAAUGAGGACCUCAUCAACAGCGCCGUGAGUUUUCUCCAGGACCUGACCGUGGCAGCGUCGCCGAUCAACAAGAAGAUCGAGUUUUUGCAGACUAAAGGCUUGAAUGAGGAGGAGAUUGACGAAGCAAUUAAAAGAGCCAACAACUCGCCGCCAAACCCGUCGUCGUCGCCGCAGACGUCGUCGGCCACGACAUACAGAGGCGCCGUACAAGAACAACCGCAUCACGCCCAAAAUUACGCGCCCCUAGACUAUUAUUCUGUCGCUCCGCAGGUUCCUGAAAGAACAUGGAAAGACUAUUUCAUCAUGGCAACAGCCACCGCAGGCGUCACCUACGGCUUCUACCAGGUUGUGUCACGAUACUUGUUGCCCAGUAUCAUUCCACCGGGGAGGUCGCGUUUGGAGGACGAUAAGCAGGUGAUUGAGGACGAGUUCAUCAAGAUCGACAAGGUCUUGGAGCAGAUGGCUUUGGAACAGAAAUCCAUCAAGGACGCGAACGAGGCAAAGCUAUUGGAGAUUGACGAGGCCAUAGGCAACGUCAAUCGCUUUUUGGAAAAGUACGACAAGGACAAGUUGAAGUUAGACGACGACUUGCGCUUGGUGAAGUUGGAGGUGGACAACUUGCAGAACUUCUUGGAGAAGAACAUGAAGCUCACCAAGGAAAACAUCAGAGAUGAGCUCACUGACAUCUCCGGCGAGUUGGAGUCUUUGAAGAGCUUGAUCAAGGCACGAGGCGCCACCUCGGGCUCCGUGGACCGCAAGGUGGCCCCCGUAUCCUCCAUUCCAUCUGCGUCCGAGAUUCUCAAAAAAGCCAAGUCGAAUGGAAACGGCUCUUCUGCUCUGGCGAAACCUCCGGUCUCAGCAGAGUUACCUAUGGGCAAAGAGGCAGAGAAUCAGAAUACUACACUAGAAUCAUCGCAAGCUCCCCCUCAGAAAGCUCCAAAGAGCCUGAGGGUGCCUAGUUUCACUGCGAACAAGGAGUUUCUUGCGGCUGGGAUACCAGACUGGCAGCUUGCACACAAGAAGCAAGAGGAAGAAUCCAGCGUGAAAGAGGACGAGAAGAAGGAGCUGAAGGGCGAGCAGAAAGUACAGGAAUCCAUUCUGAGGGUGGGUGUGCCACAAUGGCAGCUCAAUUCAUCUUAGACACAUCUAAUUAGAAAGCUCGUGCAGUUCAGAGCUGAUGCCCAGCCUGGCAGUGUAGUCGUCUUCUUACAUGAACGAUGCGGACAGAAUUUCAAUACCCGGCAUGUAUGUUAUCGAGACUCGACAAUUUGAAAUUGCACAGUAGUAGAUCAGGAGGAAAAGACGAGAGAAAGAACAGACAUUAAGAAACUGGAUGCAGUGACCUUCUUAAUCGCAAUUAACAAGGCUUUGUAUAUGUGAGCUUUACGUUGUAGAUCUCGCGCAUAUGUCGCGAUCAGAAACUGUGAGAACUAGACGCUUAGCCCUAAUUAAUCAUGUGACAAAUGAGACAUUAAAGUUCGCACCACUUACCCGAAACCAAA
Molecule: messenger RNA, 1598 nt
Organism: Metschnikowia bicuspidata var. bicuspidata NRRL YB-4993
Lineage: Eukaryota; Fungi; Ascomycota; Pichiomycetes; Serinales; Metschnikowiaceae
Gene: PEX14
Product: Pex14p
Exons: 1
Coding region: 94-1236 (380 amino acids)
Biological process (GO): protein import into peroxisome matrix, docking
Cellular component (GO): peroxisomal membrane; peroxisomal importomer complex
Molecular function (GO): signaling receptor binding
Source: RefSeq, a predicted model, not a curated record